Molecule: messenger RNA, 975 nt
Organism: Candida tropicalis MYA-3404
Lineage: Eukaryota; Fungi; Ascomycota; Pichiomycetes; Serinales; Debaryomycetaceae
Gene: BUD16
Product: putative pyridoxal kinase
Exons: 1
Coding region: 1-975 (324 amino acids)
Biological process (GO): pyridoxal 5'-phosphate salvage
Cellular component (GO): cytosol
Molecular function (GO): pyridoxal kinase activity
Source: RefSeq, a predicted model, not a curated record
AUGAAAUCAGUAUUAUCUAUUCAAUCACAUGUUGCACAUGGAUAUGUUGGAGGUAGAGCUGCCAUUUUCCCUUUACAAACUCAAGGUUGGGAAGUUGAUAAUAUAAAUACCGUGAAUUUUUCUAAUCAUACAGGUUAUGGUUCUUUCACUGGGACUUCUUUGCUGACAGACGAACUAGAUGAAAUCUUAUCACAGUUAAUAAGAUUGAAUAUAAAAUAUUCAGCGAUUAUAACUGGGUAUAUUCCUAACUCAGCUUUGAUAUACAUGACUCAUAGAUAUGUACAGGAAUUUAAGAAGUUACAUCUGAAUAUGAUUUAUUUAUUGGAUCCAGUUAUGGGAGAUAACAACUAUUUAUAUGUUGAUAAAUCAUGUGUCAAGGAAUACAAAUCCAUAUUAAAAAGUAAAAUUGUGGAUAUAAUAACCCCAAAUCAAUUUGAGUUGGAAUUAUUGACAAAUAUCAAAAUUACAAACAAGUAUAGUUUGGUUCAAGCCAUAAAGACACUACAUGACGAAUUUAACAUACCCUAUGUUGUUGUAACAUCAGUUUCUGGUGAAAUAUUUGAAGAUGAUUAUAUUCAUUGUGUGAUAUCAACAAAGUUUCAUCCAAUACAAGUGUUCAGUGUUCCAACUAUAAAAUCAUAUUUCACAGGUGUUGGUGAUUUAUUUUCUGCAUUAUUAUUAGAUAAAAUGGAAAAGAAUAAGAGUAUAGUUGAUGAACUGGAAAGAUUGAGUAGAUCUGUCAAUCAAGUAUUGACAAUUAUGGCCAAGACAUUAAAAUUGACUCAUAGAUUAGGAAUUCAACAAGCUUUGAAAGAUGAAGAGCAUUCACCAGGAGCUGGACAUAAAACAAUAACAGGCCAAAUGAAUAAUGGCGAUACAAUGAAAUAUUUCGAAUUGAAAGUGAUACAGGCUAAAGAUUAUUAUGAUUAUAAUGGUCAUGGUGAAUUUGUUGAGUCAGUAUUAGAUCUAAGUUAA